AUGAGCGGAAAUCAAUUUCAAUUUAUAGAUUCACAAUAUUCAACACCACAGGGAUCAUACUAUGACAAUACAGGAAGAAUGGGUGUAGGUGGCCCAUCACAAGAUUCAUUUGAAAACGAAUUACCACUGUUAGAAGAGUUGGGUAUUAACUUUGACCACAUUAGAGCAAAAACUCUCUCAGUAUUAAAUCCAUUAAAAAAGAUCGAUUCACAUAUUAUGGAUGACACUGAUUUGGGUGGUCCAAUGUUUUUUGGUUUACUUUUAGGUUUUUCAUUAUUAAUGAGUGGUAAAGUUCAAUUUGGUUAUAUAUAUGGAUUAGGUCUUAUUGGAUGUGUUUCAAUGUAUUUUGUUUUAAAUUUAAUGAGCGAAAAAGGUAUCGAUAUUUAUAGAGUUAUUAGCGUUUUAGGUUAUUGUCUUUUACCAAUGAUUUUCCUCUCAUUUACUUCAUUAGCCAUUAAUAUAAAUGGUUUAGUUGGAUAUAUUUUAAUUGGGGUUUCAAUUAUUUGGAGCACAUAUUCAGCAUCAAAAAUGUUUGUAAAGGUUUUAUCAAUGAUUGACCAAAGAAUUCUAGUUGCCUAUCCAGUUGCCUUAUUGUAUACAGGUUUUGCACUUAUUACAGCUUUUUAA
Dictyostelium purpureum is the source of this 627-nucleotide messenger RNA. RefSeq lists its product as uncharacterized. Bases 1 to 627 code for a protein of 208 amino acids. Lineage: Eukaryota; Evosea; Eumycetozoa; Dictyosteliales; Dictyosteliaceae. The transcript is spliced from 3 exons. Gene Ontology annotation, biological process: endoplasmic reticulum to Golgi vesicle-mediated transport; vesicle fusion with Golgi apparatus. The record is from RefSeq and is a predicted model, not a curated record. Gene Ontology annotation, cellular component: trans-Golgi network.